ACCUUACGCUGUUCUUCCCCUUUCCUUCCGAAAUUAGGGCUUCCGUGUUUCGCAGUGCUCUCCUUCAAUCCCCAGGUAUCGAAACUCUGCUCAAUUCGAUGAUUCAUAUUGAAAUUUAGUGCUUUCACUGCUCGGAAUUACGAUUUUAUAUUGGUUCGAUGCAUCUGCGGUGAUGGUUUCCUUAGCUUCUGUCUUUCCGAUUUAUCGCUUCCUUGUCUCUGAAUUAACUAAAUGGCGUCUUCUUUGGGGCUUUUUUAUAGCUUGACAAUGCCUCGCUAUGAUGAUCGCUAUGGGAACACUCGUCUUUACGUUGGCCGAUUAUCAUCGAGAACUAGGACCCGAGACCUUGAACGUCUUUUUAGCAGAUACGGAAGGUCUCUGGGAUUUUGCCUAACCUGGAGGUGUUUGAUGAGUGGGUGGACUUGGUGGAAAUUCUCGCCAAGUGUUUAGGGGACAGGGCGCCUUGGCGAUUCUGUUUGUAGAAUUUUUUAAUGUGUUUUGAUGGAAAUGGAGACUCAGUCUCAAAAAUGGUGUUUAGAAGUACCUUAAAGUAAUGAUGGCCUUACUUUUCUGCCAACAAUUUCUUCCGCAGAGUGCGAGAUGUGGAUAUGAAGCGAGAUUAUGCUUUCGUUGUAAGUAAAAUCUCCUUUUAACCUGAGCUUUCGAUUUCUUGAAAAAGUCAUGUAGUACGUUUUUUAGUCGGAACCAAUGUAUAAUGUGGGAAAACACACCAUGCAUGUGGUCUCUUUUGUCCUCACAUUUUCGAAAUCAGGAAUUUGGUGAUCCCCGUGAUGCUGAUGAUGCAAGACAUUACCUGGACGGACGAGACUUUGAUGGAAGUCGCAUCACUGUGGAGUUUUCACGAGGGGCACCUCGUGGUUCUCGGGAUUUUGAUAGCAGAGGCCCACCACCUGGAGCUGGUCGCUGUUUUAACUGUGGUGUAGAUGGUCAUUGGGCUCGUGACUGCACAGCAGGGGACUGGAAGAACAAGUGUUACCGUUGUGGAGAGAGAGGACACAUUGAGAGAAACUGCAAAAACAGCCCCAAGAAGCUUAGGCGCAGUGGAAGCUACUCCAGGUCACCUGUAAGAUCCCGUUCUCCUCGUCGUAGAAGAAGCCCAAGCCGGAGUCUUAGCCGUAGCCGAAGCUACAGCCGAUCACGAUCCCCGGUGAGAAGAAGAGAGAGGAGUGUGGAGGAGAGAUCACGCAGUCCAAAGCGGAUGGAUGACUCUCUAUCGCCAAGAGCCAGAGAUCGUAGUCCGGUUCUUGAUGAUGAAGGCAGCCCAAAGAUCAUAGACGGGAGCCCACCACCAUCACCAAAGCUUCAAAAGGAAGUCGGAUCUGACCGUGACGGUGGUAGCCCCCAAGACAAUGGCAGAAACUCUGUUGUCAGUCCUGUUGUAGGAGCCGGUGGUGACAGUUCGAAAGAGGACCGGAGCCCUGUUGAUGAUGAUUACGAGCCAAACCGCACUUCCCCUAGAGGAAGUGAGUCUCCUUAA
Molecule: messenger RNA, 1498 nt
Organism: Arabidopsis thaliana (thale cress)
Lineage: Eukaryota; Viridiplantae; Streptophyta; Magnoliopsida; Brassicales; Brassicaceae
Gene: RS2Z33
Product: arginine/serine-rich zinc knuckle-containing protein 33
Exons: 6
Coding region: 716-1498 (260 amino acids)
Biological process (GO): mRNA splicing, via spliceosome
Cellular component (GO): nuclear speck
Molecular function (GO): nucleic acid binding; RNA binding; mRNA binding
Source: RefSeq, marked reviewed